AUGGAGACUACGGAUAGAUCUCCUUCAGGAAGGCCGUCUGAUGAUGAAUCCGACGUUGACUCUGAUCUUGAGGCGCUCCAAGGAGACAUUGCCAGGUUUGAUGAAUCCGUAAGAGAAUUCUUGGCAUCCCAUAGAGGGGCUUCUGAUGCUCCCCAAGGAAGGCGGAGUGCAGCGCGAGGGAGGGGAGCCCGGGGUCCACGAAAAGCAGCGAAACCUAGAGGCGACAUUACCGCCAGGCUCUCGAAGGUUAACCAGGCUUUCCUCAGUGGCAACUAUGACCAGGCCAUUGACAUAGCUUUCGAGGUCAUCAGGAUCAAUGCGGAAACCCACCAAGCUUGGACGGCACUUUCAGCGAUAUUUAGCGAGCGGGGUGAACUAGAUAGAGCACUGUCUGCUAUGGUCUACGCAGCACACCUUCGACCGAAGGAUGUAUCGGGCUGGCUCAGGUGUGCCUCCUUUGCGCUGGACUCCAUGAAUGACGCCGACUCGAGCAAUUUGAAUACUGCAAGGCUUUGUUUCUCAGCAGCCCUAAGGGCAGAUCGGACAAACAUCGAAGCUCGCAUCGGCAAAGCCGACGUUUGUCACCGACAGGGUCACCUUCUGGCCGCCAUUGCAGAGUAUAAGUUUAUUGUCAAGCAACGUCCAUAUGACCUGGAAAUCAUAAGAAGAUUAGCGGAAGCAAGCAUUGAUAGCAGAAAUGCGGCAUCUGCCAUACUCCCUGCAAUUUCCGCUUAUAAACGAUGCUUCGCACACAUAAUUGCUGGCGAAAGCGAGCAGGAAAAAGACUAUCUAUGGCAUGAUGUCGGCAUUUAUGUAGAGCUGCUGGCGAUGGUAGAGAGCUAUGCCGAAGCGAUAUAUGAGCUGAAACGAAUCUCCAGAUGGCUUUCAGGGCGCUUGAAUGAAACCUUCUGGGAUGAUUGGCAGAUGGAUGACAGAGAGUUGGACAUUUCAGACGCACGACGGUUAUCCGUCACUGACUACAUUGCUCUCGGCGAAACUGUGCAACAGCCAAGGCGAACCUUGCCUUUGGAUCUUCGUGCUCGAUUGGCAAUAUAUCGCCUCAAACUUGGAGACACACAGGAAGCUUUAAACCAUCUAAGCUACCUGAAUCCAGGCGAUAUUUCGACGGAAAUAUUUGCCAAGGACUUUCCUUUCCUAGCAUACGAAUUAGGAGCCGAGCUCAAUGAAUGCGGACACUUCACGCAAGCAAUACAGUAUUUUGAAUUGCUGCAAAACAUGCCGGGCGACCAAGAUGCUGCUGUACUGCUCCAACUAGGACGCUGCUAUCUAGGCUCGGGACAACAGGCAAAAGCCGAGGAACUAUUUCUUGCCGCUUUGGAUCUUGAUGAAGAAAACAUCGACGCUCGGAUUGAGCUUGCAAACUUAUAUGAGAAAGCCAGAGAGGAUGAGGAGGCUCUCAUUCUAGCCGCAGAAGCGCUAGCUUUGCGUGGCGCACAAGGCAACGUCGUCGGCGAUGCAUCCGAGGAAUUAGCCAGAAAUUCUCACAUCUCGGCGAAGACACCGCAACGAGCUUUCCGGCGGUAUUCCUUGGGAAAUGCCGCAACCAGGGUCACUCCAGGAGGCCCCGCGGGCAGGCCGAUGAUACCAAGGAGGUAUCGACCGAAGAGACUUGCUGGCCCAGAUAAACGUCGCCAGGACGAACAAGCUCGUGCUCUUAAACUCUCGCAAUACUUUCACGUUGUACGGGACCUCAAGCGAAAGAUAUCGGCGGGCCAGACUGAUUUGGUAUCACAAUGGAUGUCGUGUUCCAAAGAGCUCAUUGACGAUUUUAGGUCAUUGAAGAGGUUUUACACUUGGGAUAAGUACUUGCAUUUUCUGGGGUCGAAUGGACCAUUGAAUAACGGCACGGGAGAGUCGCCAGACACGGAGCUCUCCAAGAUGUACGAGAGACUAACCCGAUCGAUUGCCCCGGUUCCUGGCCAACACACCCAACAACCUGAAGCCUUGAAUACCACAACGCAUCAAGGAAUCACCUUUGACGAUUGGCUAGACUUAUUCCUCGACUACGCCAUCGGAUUGGCAACUAUGAAUCGCUGGCAAGAAGCGUACCAAGUGUGUGCCGCAGCAAAAGACUCAACAGUCUUCCAGUCCCCAAGGCAUGAAUUCUGCAUCUAUGUGGCAUGGAGCGUAUGUGCCAUUUACGCUAACGACGAUGAGCGAUGCGUUGCCAUCGCUCGACAACUGAUGCGUGACCGCGCAAUAACCGACUCGUAUCGCAUGUUUGCUCUUCUGUCUUUGCUUUGCCAGUCACCCGUGUCCUGGUAUACGUCUGGUCCAGCCCAGAAAUACAUUCUGCGACAGAUCAAAGCCAUCGAUUCUAGCCACGAGACGGCCGCCAUGCAACGGGGAGGUGCCGGAAAAGUCGAACAAGGAGAGACUGCUCCUUUAGACAUUGAUAUAUGCCUGUUAAUGCUUUACGGUCAUAUUCUCUUCACCUCGACUAGCUAUUCGUACGCUCUAGGCUACUUCUUCAGAGCGCGAUCGCUUGACCCAACCAAUGAUAUGGUAAACCUCAGCCUGGGGCUGGCAUACGUCCACUACGGAUUGAAAAGGCAAUCAAGCAAUCGCCAAUAUUUAAUUUUGCAAGGCCAAGCCUUUCUGUCCCAGUACGCUUUGCACAACUCGAACAACGACGGACCUAGUUGCGCAGCCGAGCGCUACUACAACCUAGGCCGCCUUUUCCAAUUGCUUGGAAUAAGCUACCUGGGCUCAAGUUACUACGCAAAGGCUCUGGACUCGUGCAGAAGCGAAGCGGGGAAGCCCGAACUUUCUUCCAUCAUCUUCGCAAACCAAUUGAUUUCUCUCCUCACUGUCGGCAACAGAGAGAUGGCAUUUUCCGUGCUGAAAGCAAAUUUGAAACUAUGA
Messenger RNA from Ustilaginoidea virens, 2886 nucleotides. RefSeq lists its product as uncharacterized. The transcript has 6 exons. Lineage: Eukaryota; Fungi; Ascomycota; Sordariomycetes; Hypocreales; Clavicipitaceae. Gene Ontology annotation, biological process: transcription by RNA polymerase III. Bases 1 to 2886 code for a protein of 961 amino acids. The record is from RefSeq and is a predicted model, not a curated record. Gene Ontology annotation, molecular function: protein binding. Gene Ontology annotation, cellular component: transcription factor TFIIIC complex.